This is a messenger RNA of Tetranychus urticae (two-spotted spider mite), 931 nucleotides long. RefSeq names its product glycosylphosphatidylinositol anchored membrane protein boudin (gene bou). The record is from RefSeq and is a predicted model, not a curated record. Gene Ontology annotation, biological process: sleep; positive regulation of voltage-gated potassium channel activity; regulation of synaptic transmission, cholinergic. Lineage: Eukaryota; Metazoa; Arthropoda; Arachnida; Trombidiformes; Tetranychidae.
ACAACAAAAAAACUGGUAACCAGUUACUGGUGACCUGUUGUAUCCACCUUACAAUGUUAAUCUGGGAGGGAAAGAUCCUAUGACGAUAGGUUGGCAGGUUUAUGUAACUUUGAUUUACAUGAUUUUAUAUUGUUAUUGCUGCUAAAUAUUGUUUAUUUAGUUGAAUUAUUUGUAAAUUGUUGAUAAACAAUGGAUAAAAGUAACCUUUACCUGCAACUGGCAAUCAUUUUAUUGGCCUUUGGAUACAGUCAAUCACUUGAUUGUUACGUGUGCUCAAGUCAUAAUAAUACUGAUUGUAGCGAGAUAUUUGAUAAAGAAAACACUAAAAUACAGCCUACAACAUGUGAUAUUUAUGAUGCAAAAUACUGUAUCAAAACUACUGGUCUUUAUGAAGGUAAAAUAGGAGUCCUUAGAUUUUGUUCAUCACGGAAAUUUGAGGAUUAUUGUGAUUACGUUAAAAGAGUAGGAGAUAGUAGGCCGCUACGAAGUUGUGUUUAUGCAUGUAGCUCCGAUGGCUGUAAUCGAGGUGAUAAAUUAUCUAAUGUCAACUCAUUGUUAGUUUUUACGAGCUCAAUCAUUUUUAUGGCAGCAUAUUUCAAAUAAGGAAAUUUUGUUCAAUUUUAUUUUUAUUGAAUAAUUGGUCUUAUGUUAAAUAAGCAGUAUCAAUUCAAUAUCCUGUGCCAUUGAUGUUUCACUAUGGAGUCAAGCUGUUCUUUUCAUAUUUUCUCACUCUACAUUUCGCAUUCAAUUCCAGUUGAUUAAUAAUUAUGCUGGUCAUAUAUUUACAAAUCAUCGCUACAUAUCCUGCUAACUUAAGAAUAUCAAUUUGCUCUGCAUUUCUGAAGAAAGUUGUACCGGCUUGCUUAUGAAUCUCAUAAUAUGCGCCAAUUUGCUGAUUGUGGAAUAAAAAACAUCUAUUUUGAGUAUGAAA